Messenger RNA from Prosopis cineraria, 1149 nucleotides. RefSeq lists its product as uncharacterized. Gene Ontology annotation, molecular function: DNA helicase activity. The transcript has 4 exons. Bases 1 to 1149 code for a protein of 382 amino acids. NCBI's taxonomy places the organism in Eukaryota, Viridiplantae, Streptophyta, Magnoliopsida, Fabales, Fabaceae. The record is from RefSeq and is a predicted model, not a curated record. Gene Ontology annotation, biological process: telomere maintenance; DNA repair.
AUGUCUUCUACAGUCAAGAGCAAAAGGUUCUACCAAUUGCAGCAUCCCAUAGAGUUAUGCCUUGAACAUUCAAUUAGGAAAGCAGAACAAUCAUUGGUCCACGAGAAAAAUAUACAAGUUCAACCAUCAUCAAUGCCUAUGAGACGUCCAUUGCAAGACAUUACUAAUCACCAAGGACUCCACUAUGAGAUACCCAUUAGGCCAAUUAAAAGUGCAAGAUUUCGGAAGCUAUCAGAGCAAUGUUCUUCGAACACUUGUGGAAGCCAAGGUUCCACGUCAUCUGAAUUGGACAGUGAAGGAAAUGGAAGUAACACAGACAAUGAAGAUAAUACCAACAUUCGCACUGAUUCUGGUCAAAUUGUCCUUGCUAUUGCAACUAGCGGUAUUGCAACCACAUUAUUGCCAUCUGGAAGAACAGCACACUCCCGAUUUGCAAUCCCUAUUGAAAUCAAUGAAGAUUCAAUGUGUAAUAUCAAGCAAAACUCUCCUCUUGUUGAACUUUUAUUUAGGACUUCAUUAAUUAUAUGGGACGAAGCACCAAUGAUUAAGCAUCAUUGUGUUGAAGCAUUUGACAGAUCGAUCAGGGAUAUCAUGCAUACAGAUGUUGCCUUUAGAGGGAAAGUUAUUGUCAUGGGUGGUGACUUUAGACAGAUCUUACCAGUGAUCACUAAGGGAACAAGAGCAUAUAUUAUUAAUGCCUCAAUCAAUUCAUCUUACUUAUGGAAUUAUUGCCAAGUUUUCACCUUGACUAGAAAUAUACGACUUUCCUCAUCAUCUUCAACCUAUACUGAGGAUACAAUUAUAACAUUUUCCAAAUGGCUACUAGAUAUUGGAGAUGGGAAGUUAGGAUUACCACAUGAUGGCAUUGCAGAAAUUGACAUCUUGCCCAAUUUGCUGAUCCGAGACUUUACAAAUCCAUUAAAAGCAAUUGUUGAAAACACAUAUCCUGAUCUUAUGCAUAAUCAUGCUGACUCAAAGUACUUUACAGAUAGAGCAAUUCUUAUACCGAUACUAGAUGUCAUUAAUGAAAUCAAUGACUACAUGUGCUCCUUAUUACCAGGCAAGGCGACUACUUAUCUGAGCUCUGACUCAAUCCCAAAAGCAGCCCACAACAAUGAUUCAUUGGAUCCAAUCUAUACCACUUGUUAA